Chroicocephalus ridibundus (black-headed gull) is the source of this 5211-nucleotide messenger RNA. It is a transcript of the gene NABP1, whose product is annotated as nucleic acid binding protein 1. NCBI's taxonomy places the organism in Eukaryota, Metazoa, Chordata, Aves, Charadriiformes, Laridae. Bases 232 to 858 code for a protein of 208 amino acids. Gene Ontology annotation, molecular function: DNA binding. The transcript has 6 exons. The record is from RefSeq and is a predicted model, not a curated record. Gene Ontology annotation, cellular component: SOSS complex. Gene Ontology annotation, biological process: double-strand break repair via homologous recombination; response to ionizing radiation; mitotic cell cycle checkpoint signaling.
GCGGGAGCGUGAGGGCGGUGGGGGGUUGUGUGUGUGGUGUCGGUCGGGAGAGGGAGCGGUGGGGGUCGGGCGUGCCUCACAGUCACUGCGCAGCCCCUCGGUGCUCGUGUCCCCAUCCCCUGUGAGGGCUGCCGGUGCCCCCCUGCCCGGCCCUGCGCUGCCACCGCCGCUCCCCCACGGGAUGCGGGCUCGGCCCGCCCCGCCAGCCCUGCCCCCCGCGCCGGCCGCAGCAUGAGCGCGGCGAGCGAUACGUACAUCCUCAUAAAAGACAUAAAACCCGGACUGAAAAACUUAAAUGUCAUCUUUAUUGUGCUGGAGAUCGGGCGAGUCACCAAGACGAAGGACGGGCACGAGGUGAGGUCCUGCAAAGUGGCGGACAAGACGGGCAGCAUCACCAUCUCCGUGUGGGACGAGAUCGGCGGCCUCAUCCAGCCGGGGGACAUCAUCCGCCUGACCAAAGGGUACGCAUCUCUGUGGAAAGGAUGCCUGACACUUUACACAGGACGAGGAGGCGAGCUGCAUAAAAUUGGGGAGUUCUGCAUGGUAUACUCAGAAGUGCCAAACUUCAGUGAGCCCAACUCAGAACACGUCGGGCAGAACAAACUGGCACAGGGUGAACAGAAUAAUAGUUCUGCAUCAAGUAAUAUGGGUUCUUGUACUUUCGGGCCAAUGGGAAACGGCUUACAAACUGGACCUGAAUCAAGCGGAUUUCCAUUUACAUAUAAUCACGGCCACACUUAUGCAGGUAGUGGGAGAGGCAAUGGACGAGGACCUGUAAAUCCAGCACCAGCUAAUAGUGUUCAGCCUCUUCCUGCUGUCAGUAAUGGGAGGGACCCACGCAGAGCCUUUAAAAGAUGACUAUGCCAAAUGUGGUUGUACAGCUUGCUUAAACUCUACACUCUACUUGAACACUUAUUGCACUUUUAUUUAUAGUUAACUGUGAACCAGUUUGUCCUUUACUGUUGUUUUUUUACCUUUUGGUCUAUGGAGCAAACUUGAUGUGAUCUAUUUCUUGUUUUGCUUAGGGAAGCACAGUGAGUCUUCCCCAUAAAUUAAGGGGGUAGGGGGAGAAGGUGGAUAUAAGAAAGUAAGGGUAAUGGGUUAAGAGUCUCAAAACUCAGUACCCUUUGCUAAACGGAAGAAAAUUUCAGUAACAUGUAUGUAUUUUUCUGUUUCUGUUGGUCAGCCAUAUAGCCUUAAAAGGUCUGCUAUGUCCUGUGCGUGCAUACGUUGACUUCCAUUAGGAUUAAUGGGAGCUCUUCGUAUUGGAAGAGAAAUGAGAGGGAAGAGCAAAGCUGCUCUAGUGAACUCGGUGUCCUUGGAAUGAAUAUAGCUUGUAAAAGCAAUAAGUAUAAGGAAAUGGUGGUGCCAGCACCUGGUGGUGUCUCCUAAAUCAGAGAAUGGGUAAUUCAGAUGAAAGUUGAAAACAUGGUGAGUGUCUUGAAGCUUGACUUCUGAUUCCAGAAUGGUGUACACUACUUUAAAAGAAAAACUCUCCAUAAACACCAUUAUCACUAUCAAGGAAAGUGACACUGAUUUCUUUGCCUUGGAUAGAAGCUUGGAUAUUCAUUCUUGCUUGCAUGAAAUGGCAGGAGAGGAGGAUCUAAAUUCAGACAGCACUGGAGAAUACGCUGUUUGUAGCCACUCCUGGUGUAAGCGCCCAGGGUUACUUUGCAGGAGUGUGAAUUUCCAGGAAAGAACUGUUUUCAAAUGCUGCAUUAACUAUCUCUUCAAUGAGGCUGCCUACUUCUCCUUCCUUCAUUCACUUUUCCAAAUGAAUUAUGUAUGAGAUGAAGCUGUAUGUGUGGAUUACAGAGGUACUAGCCAAGCACACAGCUACGUUUCUGAUGCUGUUAUGCUGCUAAGCUUUCCUUCCUCUCUUUUAUAUGAAAUGCGAAUUAUCCCUUAAAGAACUUAACCCCACCACCACCAUCUCCCGGGGAAAACAGCUGUGGUUUUAUUUCUGAGAUCACAAAUGCCUUGACUCUAGAUAAGAGUCCAGUGCCAUAUUUCAGAUCAGGUUCAAAAACAACUUGGAAGCUGAGGUGUCAUACUGGAUUCAUCUGUUUAACUCUUCUUAUAGCUGACCUCUUGAAUAAAAAAAAUUGCACUAACCAUUUCAGAAACAAAUCUAACUUUCUUUCUGUCAAGCCAUAAAGACUUCAUGACAAAAGGCUCUUUCUGAAUUGUGAGUUGUCUCUGUGGUUGUUCAUGUUAAUUGAAUCUACUACCAUGUCACUAAUGUUUACAAGUUAUUUACAUUUGAUACCUCUGCUUUGGUACUCUGUCACAAUGGUUUGUUGAAAAUUGCUUCUAAUUGGUAAAAGUUCCUUGCUUAAUCUGAAAUACUGAACUCUUUUUAAUGCAAGCAGCCAUGACAACAAACUUCUGAAAUUUGUUUAGAGAAACCUGUGUGCCCAGACACCUGAGGGAUGUUUGCCUCUGGUUGGUAAAGUGCUAUCCUGAGACUUGCUUCCAGGUGGAACUAGUGAAACUUGUCUUGGACACAAGAGGGUGGCAUGCCUCAUGAGAUCACCCAUGGGUUCUGUUAUGGAAGAACAGUGGUAACUGGUAAACCAGGAAGCACGCAAUGACUUCUGGGGAGAUGGCGUAAGGAGGUGAUAUGUAACUCAGGGACUUUAAAUUGCUUACUUAUUUAAAUAAGUCACGUGUAGUCUAGAUGCAUGGACAACCUCUUAUGCACUGUUGCAUUAAGACAUUUGAUAUGCUUGUGAGAAGGAAGCCAAGAGGACUUCUAAACCUGUGAAGUAUAUAUGACAUGUUCCAGAGGUAACUGAGGUGUAAGUAUGGUGUGAGAGCUGUGCUUUCCAGUAGUAGCUGUAAAGGUAGCAAGUGAACAGUUCAAGUGAUGGCACGGUGGGGACUUCAUCCUCAUUGGGGUAUGUCCACCAUGGAUCCCAAAUCCUGGUGGUCUUGGCUUCUCUACAGCAUAAAGCAGGUUGAAAUGGGGAGGAACCCUGUGUUAGUGUGUGCUGAGGUGCCUGAUGUUUGUAGUUCUAUGCAUUUGAGCUUUUAUUAAGCGAAUAAACAGAAUACUUGUUCACAAAUUCCAAAUAAAAAGUAAGAUGAUUACUGCUGAUAAGUGGCAUGAGAUUAAAAGCUUGCCGUCAAGUGGAUGAUUGAUUUGCAGUUGGGAGGAAAAAAGCAAGAGGCUGGUCUUCAUGUUCUCAAGGUUAGUAGCAUUCCUGCCUCCCUGUUUCUUAUGUGAAACUGUUUCAGUUUAUUAAUAAAUUUUUACUUCUUUGCAGGGGAAAUCUGUGCCCUGAAAAGUCGCAUGGACUUAAAGUAAAUAAUCAUAGUAAUUUUUCAAGAUCUUCUGAUCUUCCAGUGAACCUAAGACAAAGUUGUUUCCCUCUCUGAGGGAAGUGUCAAGAUAGUGAGUUCUCAGCUUGCAGAGGAAUCUGGGAGCCUGCCUUGCGUCUGUUUGGAUCAUACCACCUUGGUGUAUGGAGAGACACAGAUAUGCAUUUCUCUUGUGUAAACAAGCAGUUGUCAUUAAUUAUUCUGACACCAUGAGGCAGUUCACGGGUGCCCAGGGGUUAGGUCAUUAGGGAGUCUCUUUACAGAUGUCUUCCCGAGAUAUUAAAGGUAAGGCUGCAGUUAGAGUAGUCUCAUUCUAGAUAAUACAGAUUGCCAAAGGAAAAUCUGUAAGGUGUUCACCUCUCCAGACAAACGGCACCAUGCUGAAGUGCAGCUGGGCUCUCAUACGCUUGAGUCACAAGAUGCCCAGCUUUUGUCACCCCACAACAGCUCAUCUCCUCUUGCCUGCCCUAAUGAAAGGACUGAUGGUGGACUGCAGCAAUGUGGCAGCAGAGAGAGUUUUGCUCUCUGUCUGCUGCAGUCCUCUGUGUGUUCCUUCUCCAUACUCGGUGUCAGUCUUUCACCUUGAUCCCAAAAGUGGAAAAGCAGCCCUGUACUGUGAAAUACUGUCCUAAGCUUGGCUACGUGGUAGCGCCAUGCACUCCAUGCCCACAGUGAAAAUGGGAAGCUGCUGUGAGAGCAAAUAUAAAUGCUGGACCAAGGCAGGCGAUACAUAAUCUGCCUUCACAACUCAUUUAAUUAGCUUUGCCUGUCCUGUGCACUCCACUAAUGCUGCUUUUCAGCAUCACACAAAUUCCAGUAAGGGUAUCUGCAGCCAGUACUGCUUCUGUGGAGCUGCUACUGGUGCUAUGAAAUGUCUUCUCUACAUCAGUGCGGUCUGCACAGACAACACCCGUAGCAGCGUUGCAGGGAUGUCAGCCGCGUUCUGUCAGUGUGUGCAUUUCUUUGGGCAGAGGGGAGUGUUUAGCAGGCAGAUGCUGUUCCCUGUAGCCCAUUGGGGUCAGUUUUUCACAGAUGUUAACGCUUGUGUUUUGCUAAUGGCCUGGCUGUGCUAUGGUCAUCCUCUGCACCUCGUAACCGUACCCCCAGAACAAAGGAUCCUUUCCUGUUCUAUAAGGCAGUUUUCAUCAGCAGCUCCCUAAGUGUUUUGUUAGGACUAGGAAUUAGUAAAAGCAAUGGGGUUUUGAGGGUUUCUGGGCAAGUUUCCUGGGCUGCUUUAUGGCCUGUGUAUGCUCAGCUGCCCUGUUGUUCCCCCGCUUCUCUCAAAUGUCUAUAGGUUUGCCCUUUCAGACAUACUGUUCAUUCUCAACCCUUGAGCCAAGCAAUUAUUUGCACUGCUGAGAGUGGUCUCUGGCAGUGCUUUCCAAGGGGAUCCAGGGAGGUGCUUUGCUUUCUCCCGCAGCUCUUGCUAGUGGCUAGCUCUUGAGCUGGAGUUGGUUGAUUUGGGGAGUUUCCCCUUGGCCCACCGUGUGUCACGGAGGAGGUAGCAGGGCCGUGGCUCCGUGUCCUGGCUCUGUUAAUGGCUGCAGCAGAGCUAAGGGUGGCUGUGCCUGGGCCAGGCGCUCCCCCAGCUGGGCGAUGCCGUGGGGUGAGCCCGGCCCUGGCUGCCGGGGAGCCCUGGCCAGCCUGGGCUGAGUGGCCGGGAGCAUCCCCCAAGGAGGGGUUCUCCAGUGACCCCCAGCCCCUCCACACUGCAGCUCUGAGGCUGAUCCGGGAUGGUGCGUGGGUGCUGGAGGUGCUGGGCCCUGCAAGGCCCCUGCUCCGGGCUGCUGCCUUCGCUUGGCCGUUUGCAGGGGCUUGUGGCAGGAGCAGGUGCUGUGUUUGGGGAGCUCAGGGGAGCUCUGCUGGCCCCAGUGGCUUGGGUGGUAC